GCUUCCUUCAUAAUCUGUAUUUUCUGAGGCAAGCUGACAUUGUGUAUUCAAAGCUUGAAUAUGGAUACAACAAAUUUGUGACUGUGAGUAUUGAAACUUUUUGAACAUUCUGAUUUCGGCAAACCAAUGCUGAACACAUCGUGGCACGCCCAGACAAAUGUUGACAGUGACGAAAAGUACAGGUGAAGACUCCAUUUAUCUACUUGGUGCAGACAUGACAAGUAAGGCUGUCCAUUUCAUCCUGCCAUUCCUCCUUAUGUCCUCACUAUUGGCGGAGUUGAUUACUCAGGGAUCGUGGAGAAAGGUCACCUCCCAACGUCCCCCGGAAUCUGGACUUUGGCGUGUGUACCAUGGCAAGGGGGUUAUUCAGUGGGGCGUGCUGUGUGGUCAAGAUGACCAUUGUAACAGCUUCCAGAACACCUUCUUUACCAGGGUGUGUUCAGGGUUUCUUGGCCGAGUCCGUGCUCAUGGCGUCACUGAAAGAAGAAAACACAGUGUUCACAUGCCUUGUCCAGAAGACGAAGGAUAUAAGCUGCACAGAACAAGGUCGGGGAUUCCUUUGUGCUGGAAAGACUUCAUGUAUAAAAUUAUGUGGAAAAAGGCAAGAGGACGUUGUCAUGCUGACGGGGCGGAACUCAUUAUUGCAGACACUCAGGAAAAGGUUGAUUUUCUAUUUCAGCAUGUGAAGGAACUCAAUCGCGGAAUAGAUUAUUCUACAUGGAUCGGGUUGGUGAAAGAGGAACAUGACGGGAAGAUAACGUACAGGUGGCUCAACAACUCGACAGACAUCGCAUGGGGUUACCGUGAACCGGACAUCCAUGAUAACCAAGAAUGUGGUGAAAUUGACAGCGAUGGAGUAAGCGAUAUGCAGUGCUAUAAACAUAGGAAGUACAUCUGUGAGAAGAACUAACACACAAGAGGGCGCUGUCACUGGGUCGUAAAAUUAUUCCUACUCUCUCCCCCUGGUGUUUUCUGCUCCACUAACAAGUCAACAGUGUUCUAAAUGUCUAAAUGUACUGUAACCGGGGGCGCUAAGGAAUGACACAGGUUGUGUUUACAGGAGAAUACUAACUCCUCUUUAUUUUUUCAUAACGGUAAAUCAUUCUGAAAGUCAC
Molecule: messenger RNA, 1115 nt
Organism: Haliotis rubra (blacklip abalone)
Lineage: Eukaryota; Metazoa; Mollusca; Gastropoda; Lepetellida; Haliotidae
Exons: 4
Coding region: 158-910 (250 amino acids)
Source: RefSeq, a predicted model, not a curated record